Molecule: messenger RNA, 4148 nt
Organism: Erythranthe guttata (spotted monkey flower)
Lineage: Eukaryota; Viridiplantae; Streptophyta; Magnoliopsida; Lamiales; Phrymaceae
Product: protein ENHANCED DOWNY MILDEW 2
Source: RefSeq, a predicted model, not a curated record
UACUUGUAAUCUAUUUUCUGAAUUACAACUUUUACCCUUUUACCCAUUUCUUUUCAUUUUCCAAAAGUAAAGGAAACCAACCGCCAAAACCCGCACCAAUUUUAAUUCUGGGUACGGCCGACGGCGAGCAACAACUAGGGCUUUUCCUUUACACUGCGAUUUCUCUGAAAUUCGUGGCUAUUGCCAUGGCGGUUUAGUGGUAUAAGGAUUGUGAAAGAAGAGAGGUGGAGUGAAGGGACUAGAGAAAGAGAUGGCGUCUUCAGAUCAUGGGGCGAAGGAACCAGAGAAAGAGAUGGCAUAUUCAGAUGAUGAAUGUGAACUGGCUUUAGACAAUGUAUCAGAUUAUGAAUUUGUCUCUGAUACUGAGGAGUUGAUUUCAUUUGUCAAAUUACCUGUAGAGUGGAAUAAAGGCGAGACCCGUGAAGGAACGCGAAAACCAAUCUUCUUGUCUGGGAAAACUGAUAAUGGGCUUCGGCUUAUAUAUAAGCAGGUUAUUGCUUGGAAGUUUGAUCUUUCAUACGACAAGCCCGAGAUCUCUGUAUUAUCUGCAGAGGGUAAUUGGAUCAAGCUCCUGAAGCCAAGAAAUCUUUUCCAAGACACUAUCAGAACAAUUCAGAUCACAGUGCAUUUUUUGCACUUUGCUAAGUGGAAUCCUCAGCGAUCGAAGAAAGCUUUGUGGGAUCAUCUUAAUAGAUCCUUCAGUAUGUUCCAGAGAAGGCCUUCCGAGGAUGAUCUUUUAAAUCAUCUGCAGUUUAUUGACGAAGCUGUUAAGCGGGAUGAAACAUUGGCAAACUCCAAGCUUUUGACUACAUGUCUAGAUGAAAGUUUGGGGAAGAGAACUUUUACCGCGGAUGUAAAGCCUUCUUUUAUAGUUGAUGAUACGGAUGAUAAUGAAGAUCUGGAGGAGUUUGACAAGAUAGAUGAAAAUGGUGAUGACGAGUCUGAUGAGGAUGAUUGUUUCGACUCUGUUUGCGCAAUUUGUGAUAAUGGUGGUAAUUUAUUAAUUUGUGACGGCAAAUGUAUGAGGUCAUUCCACGCAACUGUUAAAGAUGGUGAGGAAUCUCAGUGCGAGUCUUUGGGCUUUACUAACGAAGAGCUAGAAGAACUGAAAACUGUUCCUUUCUAUUGUAAAAAUUGUGAGUAUAAGCAACACCAGUGCUUUGCUUGCGGAGAAUUGGGGUCUUCUGAUGAAUCAUCUGAUUGUGAGGUCUUUUGUUGUGUUAAUGGAGCUUGUGGGCUAUUCUAUCAUCCUCAUUGUGUAGCAAAACUUCUCCAUCCUGGGGAUAAAUCUGCAGUGGAAGAACACCGACAAAAGAUUGCUGCUGGAGAACAAUUUGCAUGCCCCGCUCACAAAUGUCAUAUGUGUAAGGAAUUGGAAGUGAGGUCAAAUCCUGACUUGCAAUUUGCCGUCUGUCGCCGUUGUCCACGGGCAUAUCAUAAAAAAUGUUUGCCAAGGGGGAUUGCAUUUGAGAAGGAUGCGGAUGAGGACAAAGGAAUUAUACAAAGAGCUUGGGAGGGACUGAUUCCCAACCGCGUAUUAGUUUACUGCUUAAAACAUGAGAUCGAUCCAGAUAUUUUCACGCCUGUUAGAGACCAUAUAAAAUUUCCAGGUCCUCAGCGAAAGAAAAUUAAGAAGCUACAAUUAGAAACCAGCAAAAGGAAAGAUUUGGUGAAGGAAAGAAAUGUGGCUUUAGAAGAAGAUGAUGAGAAAAAAUAUUUUGCAAAACCACCAAAACGGGCUGACAAAGUCUCUGCCAGUUCAAAGCAAGGUGAUCUUUCUAAAAGAGUUGAGAAAAUUCCUGCAGAAGGGCCUUUGAAAAGGCAGAAACUGGCUACAAAUACAAAUUCUCUUGGGAAAUCAAAAGAAUCUACAAGUGCUGAAGGGGAGAUAUCUUUAGGUGAGAAGUUGUAUUCCAGAUUUUAUGGUAUCGAUUCUGAACCAGUGAAAUCUAGCACCAGAGGAAGUCUUCCUGGUGAACGUAAGACUAUUCAGAAGACUAAGUCACCAGCAAAGAGAAUACAUAAUUCUGUCACUCUAGAUGCUGAUGCAAGAAAAAGAAUAUUGACCUUGAUGAAAGAUGCUUCAUCCUCAAUAACACUUGAUCAAAUUAAAGAAAGGCAUAAAUCACCAUCAACACAUAGUCAAUAUUCAAAAUUUUAUGCGGACACUGUUACAUUGGGGAAGGUGGAGAAUGCUAUUCAGUCUGUACGUGCUGCAUUAAAAAAAUUGGAUGAAGGAGGAACUAUUCUGGAUGCUAAAGCAGUUUGUGGGGAUAAUCUUCUCAGCCAGGUCACGAAAUGGAAAGAUAAGAUGGGUGUGUAUCUUUCUCCUUUUCUGCAUGGCAUGCGCUAUACAUCCUUUGGUCGCCACUUUACCAAAAUAGAUAAGCUUAAAGAGAUAGUUGACAUGCUCCAUUGGUAUGUUCACGAUGGUGACAUGCUAGUUGAUUUUUGUUGUGGUUCGAACGAUUUCAGCUGCCUUAUGAAAAAGAAGGUUGACGAGAUAGGAAAGAAAUGCUCAUUUAAAAACUACGACAUUCUACAACCAAAGAAUGACUUCAAUUUUGAGCAAAGAGACUGGAUGGGUGUAAGACCACAUGAGUUGCCAGAUGGGUCACAGUUGAUAAUGGGGCUGAACCCACCCUUUGGAUAUAACGCUGCCCUUGCCAACAAAUUCAUCAAUAAAGCUCUCGAGUUCAAACCAAAACUCAUAAUCCUUAUAGUUCCAAGGGAAACAGAGCGGUUAGAUAAAAAGGCAUAUCCAUAUAAUCUGGUUUGGGAGGACGAUCAGAUGUUCAACGGCAGGACAUUCUAUCUACCUGGAUCUGUGGAUGUAAAUGACAAAGAAAUUGAGGAUUGGAACUUGAUUGCUCCAGUACUCUCCUUAUGGAGUCGUCCAGAUUUGGCGCCCAAACACAAGGCUAUUGCUGAACAGCAUGGGCAUUCGUCUGGCGCUCGAAAGAACUAUAGAUUGGAGGAAAGUAGUAAAGAAAUGCCAGUCCAAGCUAUACAUCCAGAUAAACCUGAAAAUCAAGAGAGUAGUAGAGAAAUGCACGCCGAAACUGUAUAUUCAGAUAAACCUGAAAAUUUGGAGAGUAGUAAAGAAAUGCACGUCCAAACUGUACAUCCCGAUAAACCUGAAAAUCAGGAACAAGAAGACGACGCUAUGGUGGCUUCGAGCAACCAGGAAAGUUUGCCAUGUGAUGGUAGCAGAGGCAAUGAAGGGGAUAAGAACCCUGCCGAGGAGAAAAAUCAUUCCGAACCAAAUUCAAAUAAAUUUGAUGGCAAAGGGAAAAGGAAAAGGCAAUCGAUUAAUUUACCACCGGAGGACAACUUGUCCUCCAGCAAAGGCUCUCAAUUGCGUCACCUGUCACCUCGUGUAGCUGGUGGGAAUUCAUUGGAACCAUAUCCACCUAAACUUGUCAGAACUCCAUCGCAUGUUCAUUCUGACUAUCACCAGCCGAAUAGAAGUAACUUACAUACACCACAUCAGCCUUACCCUGAAGCUGCUGCAUACGGUAGAAAUGAAGGGGCUGUGGGAAAUUUGGUGAGGAGGUACGCUGCUCCAAGCCCUAACCCUAAUUAUGGUUUAAGGAGAGAAGAACCCAAUUCUUGGAGUCCGAGACCUGUUACCCCAUCCUAUCCUGGACCUGGAUUUCCAUCUCGAUACGGUGGACAACAUAAUCAUCCAGCUGUUAUCCCCAGUUACAACGAGAUGAACAGUACACCAUCUACAAUGCAGAGAUAUGCUCCUCGUUUGGAUGAGUUAAAUCAUGCUCGUAUGAACAACAACAGACCACCACCUAUGCAUGAUCCGAGUGUGAUGUACCGUCCUCCAGGUACUCUAGGACCUGUUCCUCGAGGUGGCUCUUUAGGUUUUGCACAGCGCCCGUACUUGCCACAUUCGCAGCACAACUCUUCUUCGGGUUGGCUUAAUGAGUAGAUUUUCACGGGGCACAAUGUAAUUGCGUAUAUAGGUUGGAGUUGAAAACUCCGUUUUUUGUUGGAAGUAUAACUAUGUUUUGUUUAGUGGGGCGGUUGGUCUUUGUUUUGUAUUAUACUUGAUGGUUGAUGCUAAUGAAUCAGUACAUAUUUUGGGUCUCACUGUUUUUAUUGGCUACAUGGGAACUUUAUUUUUUUUGGUCUUA